This is a messenger RNA of Solanum lycopersicum (tomato), 1083 nucleotides long. It is a transcript of the gene ypt2, whose product is annotated as GTP-binding protein. Gene Ontology annotation, biological process: regulation of exocytosis; protein secretion. Gene Ontology annotation, cellular component: intracellular membrane-bounded organelle; plasma membrane. The record is from RefSeq and is marked validated. NCBI's taxonomy places the organism in Eukaryota, Viridiplantae, Streptophyta, Magnoliopsida, Solanales, Solanaceae. Gene Ontology annotation, molecular function: GTP binding; GTPase activity.
CAAAUACCAAUACAAAGCAAAAGUCGCACACCAAUAUACACUUGGGCUUUGGUAGAUUUUUUUCUACCAUCUCACAAUUUUUCUUCCCCUUCAGCCCAAUGUCGCCGGCGACUUUCUGACCUGCUCGAUAACCUCCGUCUCUCUCUCCGUUCGAAACAGAUUUCUAGGGUUUUGGAUUGUUGAUUCAAAUUUAUACAUAUCGGAAUAAGACGAUGGCAGCUCCACCAGCUAGGGCUCGAGCAGAUUAUGAUUAUCUCAUCAAGCUUCUCCUCAUUGGCGAUAGCGGUGUGGGAAAGAGUUGUUUACUUCUGAGAUUCUCAGACGGAUCCUUCACAACAAGUUUCAUCACAACUAUUGGAAUUGAUUUUAAGAUAAGAACAAUUGAACUUGAUGGCAAGCGGAUUAAGUUACAAAUUUGGGAUACAGCUGGUCAAGAGCGUUUCCGCACUAUCACAACAGCGUAUUACCGAGGAGCAAUGGGGAUUCUGCUGGUGUAUGAUGUCACGGACGAGUCUUCUUUCAAUAACAUCAGGAACUGGAUUCGCAACAUAGAGCAGCAUGCUUCUGAUAAUGUCAACAAGAUUUUGGUCGGGAACAAGGCUGAUAUGGAUGAAAGCAAAAGGGCUGUGCCAACUUCCAAAGGUCAAGCUCUUGCUGAUGAAUAUGGCAUUAAGUUCUUUGAAACAAGUGCAAAGACAAACCUGAAUGUCGAAGAAGUUUUCUUUUCAAUUGGUAAGGAUAUCAAGCAAAGGCUUUCAGAAUCUGAUUCCAAGACUGAGCCUCAGUCAAUCAGGAUCAACCAAUCCGAUCAGGCAGGAACUGCUGGUCAAGGUGCCCAGAAGUCAUCUUGCUGUGGUUCGUAAGCCGAGUUGGCUACUGUUUUCUUGAUUGCACUUGGAUGUACAAAUUGGUGGGGAUGAAAAACUGAUCCUUGUGAACUUCAUUACCAUUUAUCUGCCAUUGGAUGGCAAGUUUGGUGUGUCAAAGGCCUUUUCUACUUUAUAUUUGGAAUCUAUUUGUCAUAUACAGCUUAAUAGCCUUUGUUUGGUUAUUGUUCUUUGUUAUCUAUGUCUCUUAGGAUUU